This is a messenger RNA of Gryllus bimaculatus (two-spotted cricket), 2720 nucleotides long. The record is from the annotation of a GenBank genome assembly. NCBI's taxonomy places the organism in Eukaryota, Metazoa, Arthropoda, Insecta, Orthoptera, Gryllidae.
AUGGAUAAUUUCGAUGAGUUUUUGGAGUUAAUUUUGACGGAAGUUGACAACCCUAGGAAGGCGGAGUCGAGCAUGAAGGCAGAGUGUGCGAGUGAGCGUUGCGAGGGCGUGAACACACGCUCACAGGCGCGCGCGCCACUCGCUCCGUUUAACUCGUCGACUUGCCAGGACGGCGACACCAAGAAGCAGCGAGGUCAAGAUAGAAGAAUGACUUCUCAUGCUCUGUACUCGCAGAAUCCAUACAGUGACAGAUUUCCUGGUGUUCUUACUCCCAACUCUUUGAGAUCACUUCAUCGUAGCCAUGUGAAACAACUUUUGCGAAAUAAUCAUGAAGUGGAGCCGGUGUUCUACGGCUUUCAACUGGUUGGAGACAGCUUGCUCUUGCGUUUCGCUGAACAGAUGUUGCGGAGAGAAUGUAAAAAUGAUGCCAUCCUGCACCGCCUGGGGCUGUGCGUGAGCGGGCAGACCAUUGAGCAGCUGAGGCGGCGCGUGCAGUCCGAGGUUGCCGCCCUCGGGAACAAGGGAAGAGAUAUUGAGAAAAUGAAAUUUUGCUUUGACCAAUUGGUGGACAUUCUUGAAGAGACAGUACGGAGGCUGAUUAUCUUAACACUUCCUCCCAUUCCAAAACUGGAAGAUGAUAGAUGGUUCAGAAUGAAAUUUAAGCAGUUCAAUGAUUUCUUGAAACUGUUUCCAAGAAAAUAUGCAAACAUAAUUUGUAUUGACAUGACAAGAUCGUUUCAAACUAAUGACGACCACUCCAAUAUUAAUUAUUUCGAGAGGUAUGUUCCAUUUUAGAUUAUCGUAUAGUAACGUUGAAAUUAUGCUCAGGCCACCUGGGUGGCCGAGGGAGCUAGAGCGUGAGGCGACUCCGCGCCUCGGUCGGAAGGGUCGUGGGUUCCAAUCCCGCCGGGGGCAGGGUUGUUUGUCCCUCGCCAUUCAUGUAUGUGUGGUAGCUGACCUCAUUCCGAGGACCCCGUAAGUGUGUCUAGUGUAAAGGUUAAAAUGUGUCUCCACCUAGUGAGAAUACCCCGCGCGGAUAGUCGAAAUCGACAUCCAAUGAGGCUGGGAAAAGGCCCAGGAAGAAAGAGAAACAAAAAACUGUUUCCAUUGUUGGAGUUAGAGGUAACUUAUUUAUCUCAGAACAGUUCUCGGAUCAUUGUCAUCAUAGCAACAAAUGUUAAACACAGUCCAAAUGUAGAGGCGGCUUCUGCUUACCGAUCUGUCUGUGAAUUGAUUGAUUGUUAGUGAUUUAGGGCGCGUUAGCUGCUAAAGUCAUUAGUUAUGUAAGCGUAGUGCAUUUUUCCCUAGGAAGGGGGCGGUGAUCUUCCUCGGCUCGAUGACGAGAUUCGGCGCCAACCUACCGUCGGCUAGCGAGUUUCCCCAACCAGAGAUCUCCCGCCAGGGGCACCUCCCCAACCGGGACGAGCUCUGAGCGCCCGACCGGUCUCCUGGCAUGUAUGUUAGUGUACUGCGUGUCAAGUGUAAGUGGAUAGGACCGGGAAGCGGAAGGAAAGAACGCUCGCGGUUCGUUGCCCGUUUGUUAGGGCUCUGCACCGGCAGUCGCCUGUGUUGGCCGGAGAAACCACGGAACAGUACCAAUCAGAGCAGCCGACAGCCAGAAUUCUCCUCCAGACAGUGACCUCGACCUGGUUGGUCCGAGGAAGUGUCGGAAAUCCUGCCACCUAGUCUCGGGACUCGAACCCCUGGACCUCCCGGCGAGGCGCACUGCAGUGGCAUCAGUUGAUGCCCUGAGUCACCUCUCCCGGUGAUGUAAUCCUGACUUUUUGACAUAUCAGCUUUCUUCAUCUUAAAAAAUUGUAAAUAUGUUUAAUCAGACAAAUUUCAUUAGGACUCAUAAUAUCUGUAAAUUAACGUCCAGAUUUUAACUUGAACGUAAGAUUUGAAAAUUGUAUUGUUGAUAUUACAAUAGUGAACACUUGCACAAUAAUGACUGGAACUACAAGGAAACAGAAUUUACCUCGUAUUAGGAGGCAAAUUGCCCAUUACUGGACACUGAAUGGCAAAAAAUAAAAAAAAACGUUUGUCCUUGCUUUGCAAUGUAUUUCAGGUGGUAUGACAUCUUGCAGAGCAGGCCUGACCUUGUACACUUGAAUCAUGCUGGGUUAAGUCUUCUUCGUGAUAAGCUGCUUUCAAGUUGUUGCAGUGACAGUGACUGAAAUUUCUAUAUAGUUAACUUGCAAAGUUUGUUUAGUGGUUUCAAGAAAUAUAUUAAGAAACUGGAGAUCUCUCCAAACUAUUUUACGGUGUAUAUAAAAAAUAUUUACACACAUAAAUGACUAUUUUUUUUAACAAACUAAUUUCUACUCUGCUGAUUUCCUAUUAACACAUGUACUGAAUCAAAGCAAAACAAGGUUUAGAUAAACCAGUCUAAUGUUUGAAAUUAAGGAGAGUAUCAGAAUGCAUACAAAAUAACCAAGAUCUGAUAGUGAGAAAAAAAGCAUUGUCUUCUCGACCCUUGACUUAACUUUAAACCUUAUCUUCCUACAAGGAAAAAUAUGAAAAUUUGAAGUAUUGGAAACCAAAUGAUUUUACCUUAAUAUUUUUUCGAUUGUCUUCAAACCAGUGUGACGACACAAUAAAUCACAUUUGUUAAAAUAAUAGCUUUAUCAGUCUUCUUUAUAUAAGAUAUUUUUUGAAAGUUAACUCUCCACAGUUCAAUUUAUACAAUUUUGAUACCUUCAAAAGACUUUAAACUUUUA